AUGGCUAUGUUGGAAAAUAAUACGACCGACUCAGAGGCAUCAGCGCCGCGCUGCCGCACUGUCUCUGAUGUGAAUACGUCCGAACUCAGGAUGAGCGUCGAUGAACACGACGGUGUUUCGAUAGAUUCGAGAGAUAUUGAAAACGCUCAUAUAGAUAUCAGUGAUAAGUCCGAGAUAUUGGUUCCAGGAAAUCAUUUUGACGAUGAUGAUGGAAAAUAUGGCGAACUCAUCUUACUUGGUUAUAAUGGAAGCCAGGACAGCCGGGCCACCGUACCGCUCAAACGUCAUCGCACAAAAAUGGCGCUUAUGCGAAGAAAGACCGGCAACGGUAUCAAGAAAGGUUCUGCAACGCAAGUAAACAUCGCCGCAAAAGAUGCUCCGGCCGUUUUGGACAAAAAUCGCCAUGUUGUGUCGUAUUCGUAUGGAAAGAACCAAACAGUACUUGUGGAAUAUGUGGCUGAUCCAUUCAAAGACAUGUUCCAGAUCGGCCGUUCAUCAGAAGAGCAAAUAGAUUUCACUAUUGUCGACACAUGGUUGGCAUCCGGUUCACAACUUGCCUCAUCUUCAGGCGGUCAACCAAAAGCCAGAGGUGGAGAUCCACACAAGAUGAUUUCGUCAACGAUCAGUCGAUAUGCAUGCCGAAUCAUCAUCGAUCGUGAAAAUUACGAUAAAGCAUUCUUGUAUGCUGCUGGAUUUGAUUCUGUAAAGAAUAUUUUCCUUGGGGAAAAAGCAACGAAAUGGAUGAAAAGAAACGGGGAAAUGGACGGGUUAACGACAAACGGGAUAUUGAUUUUGCAUCCGAAUAGGAACACAGAGGAGUUGUCUGAUGAUGACGUUCCUCCUAUGUACGUGUGGCGUGAGGUCUCUGUCGAUGGAGAUAUCUACACUUUGCGCGAAACGCGCAGUAGCAGUGCUAGAGGUGCACUUGUACCGGAAGAAACAAAUAUGCUCCAAGAUGGCACCUUGAUUGAUUUAUGCGGAGCAACGUUGCUGUGGAGAACGGCAGACGGAUUACGAAAAUCGCCAACUGCUCAGGAGUUAGAAAUGGCACUAGACAGAUUGAAUGCUGGGAAACCUCAAUGUCCAGUGAACCUCAACACAUUGAUCAUUCCGAAGAAGAAGAGUUCAAAGGGCGGAGGUAGCCGGCAACCUUAUGUCUAUCUUCGUUGUGGACAUGUGCAGGGCAAACAUGAGUGGGGUCAUCAUGCGCUCUCGAAUGGUCAACAGUCCUAUAAGUGUCCUAUCUGUUUGGCCGAAAGCGAGAGAGUCAUACAGUUGACGAUGGGCAUGGAAUCUUCAUUUCACUUGGAUUCUGGGAGCCUAGAUUAUGCAUUCAACCCCUGCGGUCACGUGGCUAGCUUGAAUACCGUUAGGUUCUGGUCACGAAUUCCAUUACCGCAUGGCACGAACAGUUUCCAUCCCGUGUGCCCGUUCUGUACAUCACUUCUCGCAACCGAGAAGCCAUAUGUGCGACUAAUCUUCCAGGACCACCUAUUUGAUAAUUAACAAAUGAAAGCGCCUGUAGAUUUUGAAUUUGAUUCUGUGAUCAUUUUUCUUUUGUGCACUGUCUUAUCGUGCAUCCGCAUGAUUCUAUAGAGAUUGCUUUGAGAUCUGUCUUGCUCUUUCAUUCUCUCGAAGUUCCUUCUUCAAGUUCAGUUAGAAACUUCCAUUAUGAAAAAUUGUUUUGAUCUCCCAUAGAUGGUACCAAAGCAUGGAAUUGAGCAGUAACGAAGCGUUACUGGUCAUUUAAUUUGAUAUUGACUGAGUCACAAAAAUUCCGUUUCCUUGCUGCGAACAUUAUACUUAUACUUUUUGUAAAUAUUGAAAUCAGCGACUUAAUCAGCUCAGCAAAUAAGAAAAAAAUGCACAAGGUUCUCUUACUUACAAAAUGUACGGAAUUCUCAUGAGGGCUGCCAUGGUCGCUGUUUGCGCUGCGCUAGUUACGGUUUGUGAUAAGCUGGGUCUGGUGGGUUAGUGACCAAAGUUCAAAAGCUUUCCCAUCUAUGCGUUCUGAUAAUUCCAUCAACAUUUUCCCUUGCUUUCAGUAACUGUAUAUAUAUUCGACAAUCAUUCGCGUUACUUGCUUUGUUUUUCUUUUGUGUGCACAUUCUUCUCUAUUCAUCGACUUAACUGUGUUACGCGCGAUUCCAAUUAUUUGUUGUUUCGUGGUUCUAAUAGCUGUCGAUUACUGAUGAUAAUGCCUACUUUGAUGAUUGUAAUUCAGUUCUUGAUAAACCAUACAUUGCAAUGGUUUUCAUAUCUUUUGUAUGAGUAAAGUUUUUUCCUUUCU
Cylicocyclus nassatus is the source of this 2290-nucleotide messenger RNA. The record is from the annotation of a GenBank genome assembly. NCBI's taxonomy places the organism in Eukaryota, Metazoa, Nematoda, Chromadorea, Rhabditida, Strongylidae.